ACUUAGAUUUAUUGCAGCAUCGCGAGUAAGCGAAGUAUGCAGCGACAACAAGUGCUCACGUUAUUUCCGAUAUCUGGUCAAAUUUAUUAAAUCUUAUUGGGAAAUCAGCUCACAGACACAUUAGUUAAUAAUGUAUACGGCUAAAAAUGUAGACAUAUUUCGAUAUGUUGCUUUGUUCUUGGUUGUUAUUGUUCACGCAGAACAAUGUCACAGGUCUUUAUCCGUAGUGAAAGGAUGUAACGGAAGUAGAAAUUGCACUACCGGUUGGAAGCAUCUUCUCCGCUCGGAUCAGCUGGCACAGACGCUUGCAGGUGUCAGUCCGUUUCUCUCGGAAGAGUACAAUCGCAGGUGUAACGCAUGCGCAGAGCAACGGAACUUGAGUGCCACGCCAAGAGACUGCAGGGAAGUGUACCACAACGGUGAUCGGACGACUGGGGUCUACACAAUCUAUCCUAUGGCAAUUAAGGCUUUACAGGUUGUGUGCGACAUGGCCACGGACGGCGGGGGCUGGACGGUCCUACAGAGGCGAGUGUCAGACACAGACUUCUACAAGACAUGGUCAGAGUACCAGAGCGGCUUUGGAGAUCCGCAAAACUUCUGGCUCGGAAAUGAGAACAUCUGGGCGCUGACAAGUACCAGAAACUACGCACUUAGAAUAGAUCUUACGGCGCCUGACGGACAGACGGCUUUCGCUCAAUACAGCUCGUUUAAAAUCGAAAACUCCCAGUCUAGAUAUCGACUUCACAUUUCCGGUUACAGCGGCACGGCCGGAGAUAGUUUAGGGGGCAGUCGUCACGACGGUCACGUUUUCUCCACAAAGGACGUGGAUUCCACGGCCGGAUGUCCGGCCCUGUACCGCGGAGGUUGGUGGUACGACACCUGCCAUUCGUCCAAUCUCAACGGCGUCUACAAUAACACCACUUACGGCAUGGGGCUGAACUGGUUCUCAUGGAAGGGCUAUUACGUAUCCAUGGUGAAAACGGAAAUGAAAAUAAAAUGAUGAACUCUUCAGAAAAUUAAACGUACGUUUAAAGAACUACUUUAGUCGUCUAAAGUAUAGACUAUUCUAUUGGUAUCUAUCUAGUAUUCGUCUCAUUCUGUCUGGACUACAUUACUAAUAUUCAUUCUAAAAUUAUCUGUCUGUUUUAUGUUAGCUUAUUUGAAUGCGGGAUCACGAAAGUAAUAGACAUUUGCUUCAUGCGGACUCCUUUUAUACGCGAAGAUUGAACCUGUCACGCAGAUAAUUAUAUUACAUGUAUUAUGUUUCCAUUAUAAAGUAUGUGUUAUUAUUGCGUUGUUACGUGGAAUGCAAAUGUUUCCGUGGCGAAAAUCUUGAGUAUUGGAUAACUAAAAUGGGAAAAUUCGUGGUCGUAAGAUAGUAUUUUGUGUAACUUAUAAUCUACACUGACGAUAUAACUCGUUCAAAAGAAAUUUUGCAUAUUUUCCUAUUUUAUAACGCAACAUUUCAAAACUACGGUAUUGUUUGUUUGAUAAAUAUAUAACGUGUAAUGCCAGCUAAUGUAGUUUUACAUGUUAAUCCCAAAUAUUGGAAAAUUUCAAAAGAAGUGCACGAUUGCAGUCCAAACACGACUGUUUACAUAAGUGAACAGUUUUAAACGCACUUCAGUCAGUGGUGCAUUUUAAUCUAUUGUCUAGCGCAUAUAUAGUAUGUGGUCAAAAAUAUUUGAAACGUGUUUAAGUGAGUGAGCAACUCGUAUGAGUUCUUUUUUUGAAUGAUUAAGUGCAGAUUCUAACAUAGGGAUGAAAUAAGCGAACAUAACCAUGUACACUGCAACAAAUUGUUAACAUUAUCAAACAAAAUUUAAGUUCAAUGUGCUGCUUGUCUGUGCUUGAAAGUACUGCUAGAUAACCAAUGAUUUACAGGGUCGCAAUUUAUAGCUUCGGUAUUAUAAAGGUGCUUUUGCAUUGAUAUGUUUUUAAAUACACAACAACACACGAUAACCGACAUUCAAAUCAUGAACAGAAACCUGAACUAAUUUGAGUAAGCAGACAGCAAAAUGCAGAUGAAAAAAACAACAACAACAACAGAAAGUAGCCAAACAUCAUACAGGUGUGUGCAUUGGUGCUUGAUCUACGAAUUCAUACCCACAUGGUUAGACGCUAAACAAACAAACAAUAAUAAUAAUAAUAAACAUUGUUGUAAUAACUCUACGAUGCUUCAAAUGAAAUUUAAGUAAGAG
Messenger RNA from Dreissena polymorpha, 2201 nucleotides. Its product is annotated as techylectin-5A-like. The record is from RefSeq and is a predicted model, not a curated record. Lineage: Eukaryota; Metazoa; Mollusca; Bivalvia; Myida; Dreissenidae. Bases 131 to 1000 code for a protein of 289 amino acids. The transcript has 2 exons.